AUGGACUCAAUCGACAGGAUCAACUCUUCUACACAGGACUCUCCAAUGGCAAAGCUUGGAAUCGCCUCCGAGGUCACUCAAGUCAGAGUCGCAGUCACCCAAGCUGAACCCAAAUGGCUUGACUUGCAGGGUUCAAUCGACAAGACCUGUGCGUUGAUCAGCGAGGCAGCCAGAGGGGGUGCUCAACUGCUGGCGUUCCCUGAGUGCUGGGUUACAGGAUAUCCUGCUUGGAUCUGGGCACGACCAGGAGAUACACACCUCACGAGCCGGUACAUCAAGAACUGUAUGCGUACCGAUGGUCCAGAGAUGGCAAAAAUCCAGCAAUGCGCGGCCGACAACGAUAUAACCGCGAUCAUCGACUCUGACGGCAAGCUACUAGCCCUUCGACGCAAGAUCAAAGCUACCCAUAUGGAGAGAACAAUCUUCGGUGAUGCUUCUGGGGAUGCUCUCACAAGUGUUGUCGAUACAAAGGUCGGCCGUGUCGGAGCACUCUCUUGCUGGGAACACAUACAGCCGCUGCUCAAGUAUUACCUCUACAGCCACCGUGAGCAGAUCCACGUCGCUGCGUGGCCGCCAUUGCAUCCCUACAAGGACGAGAAAGAAUUGUGGUCCAUGUCGAGAGAAGGCGCCCGCGCAUUAUCCCAAACAUAUGCAAUCGAGUCACAAGCCUUUGUCCUUCAUGCGACAGCCGUCAUAAGCGAACAUGGAAUCAGUCUCAUGAACACAGAAGGGGGGGAUGUCAUGAAUACCCCCGGAGGAGGUAGCUCUGCGAUCUUUGGUCCUGAUGGGAGGAUCUUGACAGAGGAUUUGCCCCAAUCUGAGGAGGGAAUCUUGCUUCUCUCUAAAUUCCACCGCAUGAACAACAUAAAGGAGCUCGACCAUGCCAUGCCUCAAGGCACCAACGAACUAUGGCCAGGAUAUUCGCAUCGUGAGGAUUCGGGCUAG
Messenger RNA from Fusarium subglutinans, 945 nucleotides. Its product is annotated as aliphatic nitrilase. The transcript has 5 exons. The record is from RefSeq and is a predicted model, not a curated record. NCBI's taxonomy places the organism in Eukaryota, Fungi, Ascomycota, Sordariomycetes, Hypocreales, Nectriaceae. Gene Ontology annotation, molecular function: catalytic activity. The coding region runs from base 1 to 945 and encodes 314 amino acids.